Messenger RNA from Dicentrarchus labrax (European seabass), 6778 nucleotides. Its product is annotated as desmoglein-2. NCBI's taxonomy places the organism in Eukaryota, Metazoa, Chordata, Actinopteri, Moronidae. Gene Ontology annotation, molecular function: calcium ion binding. The record is from RefSeq and is a predicted model, not a curated record. The transcript is spliced from 14 exons. Gene Ontology annotation, biological process: homophilic cell-cell adhesion. Gene Ontology annotation, cellular component: plasma membrane; desmosome. Bases 117 to 3641 code for a protein of 1174 amino acids.
CCUCUUUCAAAAACCUCCUCCUCGGCUCCAUAAGCUCACAGUCUGUAAGGAAUUCUCCAACAGACCAUCAGGAAUCUAAGAGUUUACUGGAUACACAUACCAGGACCUUUCCAGCUAUGAGUCGGGUUUCCCCACCCGUGUUUGUGUUGCUGCUGUUUGCAGCUGUUGCUGUUGUGAAGGCCAUUUGGAUUCCCCCGAGGAAACCACUGGAGGAAAAUAAAGACUACUCUAAAGUGGAAUCUGUUGCCAGGAUUCGUUCAGAUUUUGAUAAUGGCAAUGGGAAUAUUAUCUACUCUCUAGAAGGCGCUGGUGCAAGCCAGGCCCCCUUCCAUGUGUUUGUAGUUGACCCUGUAACUGGAUUUAUUCGGGUGACCAAAACUCUUGACAGAGAGUUCAUCUCUAUGUACAAUCUGUCAGGUGUUGCUAUGUACAAAGAUGGAACGAAGGCAGAGGAUGACGUUAGCAUACAAUUCAAGGUUAUAGAUGUUAACGACAACUCUCCAGUGUUUGGAAUCAUAGAGCCCGGGGAGGUGAAUGAGCUCAGUGCUGUAGGGACUACAGUUAUGAAAGUAACUGCAACUGAUGCUGAUGAACCAGGCAAUGAGAACUCUAAGAUUGCUUAUACCAUCAUAAAUCAGAGUCCAAAUCAUGACAUGUUUGGAAUAACAAAGGAUGGGAACAUCUACGUCAAAAAUUCUUCCCUGGACAGAGAGGCAACAGAUCAGUACACCCUAACGGUGAGAGGUCAAGACUUAGAUGGUAAGCCAGAGGGAAACACCGGAACCGGCACUGUUAUCAUCAAUGUCCGAGAUGUGAAUGACCACCUUCCCACUCUGGAAAAAGAUUCGUAUGAGGGCAGCAUUGAGGAGAACACACAAGGGGUGGAGGUGAUGAGAAUCAAAGCAGAGGACCUGGACCUGGAGGGCACUGACAACUGGGAAACCGUGUUUGACAUUGUCAAAGGCAACGAGGCAGGGUACUUCAGCAUCACAACAGACCCCAAAACCAACGAGGGUAUCCUAAUGCUCGACAAGGCUGUGAAUUAUGAGGAUGUGAAGGAUCUUGAACUGGGACUAGCUCUGAGAAACAAGGCUCCACUAUAUGAUGGAUCUGCGUCAAAUUCUGAAUUUGGCAUAAGUUUCGGAGGGGGAGCAGGUGGAGGAGGUGGAGCAGGUGGUUCAGGUGGUUCAGGUGGAGCAGCUGGGGCUGGAGGGGCAGGAGGGGGAGCAACUGGAGCAAGUGGUGGUGGUGGGGGAGGAGGGGGAGCAAGUGGUGGUGGUGGGGGAGGUGGGUCUGGAGGAUCAUCAUGGACCACAUCUAAGACUUAUCCCAUCAAAAUCAAUGUGAAAAAUCAGCCUGAGGGCCCAGGUUUUGAUCCCAAAGUCAAAGCUAUUCCCAUCUCAGAGGGAGGCACCACCAACAUUAAUGAUGUUAUUGCCCGCUACCCUGCAAUAGAUGGAGACACUGGGAAACCAGCUGAGAAUGUCAGGUAUGCCAAAGGAUCAGACCCUGACAACUGGCUAACCAUCGAUCCAGAAACAGCUGAGAUCAAACUGAACAAGAUGCCGGACAGAGAAUCUCCAUUCCUGGUCAAUGGGACAUAUUUCGCCAAAGUUCUGUGCAUUCCAGAAGACAUUAACGGUAAAACAGCUACCGGCACCAUAGCCAUCCAGGUGGAAGAUUUUAAUGACCAGUGCCCCACCCUGACCAGUAACAUCCAGACUAUGUGUACCACGGGUGAUUCUGUUAUUGUGAAUGCCGUAGAUGAGGAUGUUUACCCGAACGGACCUCCUUUUCGCUAUACCAUCAUCCCAGAGGGCACGGUGGGCAAAUGGAAGGUGGAGCCUCUCAAUGACACUGCCGCCAUCCUGAGGGCCCAGGAGUCCAUGUGGCCUGGUUCCUACGAGGUGCAAUUUAAGGUGACAGACGAGCAGGGAGUGGCCUGUCCAGAACCACAGAAAGUGGAGGUCAAGGUUUGUACGUGUGAGGAUGGAGUGCUGUGUAAAGAACGAGGCGCCAAUGGUCAGUCCAGCAAAGGAGCAGAGUUAGGACCUGCAGGCAUCGGACUGCUACUCCUGGGCCUGCUGCUUUUACUACUUAUUCCUCUGUUGCUGCUCUUCUGCCAAUGUGGGGGGGCUGCGGGGCUGCCAGGUGGCUUUACUGAGAUGCCUUUUGACACCAAAUCACACCUCAUUAACUACCGCACCGAGGGCCAGGGAGAGAACACGGAGGUGCCGCUCCUGAACAUGCCAACAAAAGUGGAUGGCGAUAUGGUCAACGUGGAUAUGGGCAUGACUAGCAAAACUUCAGCGAUGGUGCCCAUGUCAGGUUUGGAUUUCCAGAAAUCUGUCACCUCUGUGGACGGGAUGAAUGGGGCUAUCUAUCAAGAUGGUUUUUCAAGUGGCCAGAGAGAAGGGACAUGGGGGACGAUGAACCGUCUGGGUGGCAGUGGCUUCUAUUCUGAGUUUGAGGGCAGAGAAUCAGGAGUAGGUGGAGGACUUUAUGAUGGCAUGGCUCUGCCAGACCACUUCCUGGGACAGUACUACUCUCAGAAGGUGAACAGUGGAAAUGAGAACCUUGGAGUUAAGGAUGGUCUCUUGGUUUAUGACUAUGAGGGUCAGGGCUCCUCUGCUGGCUCAGUGGGCUGCUGCAGCCUCCUGGAGUCUGACAACAACCUGCAGUUCCUCGAGGACCUCGGGCCAAAGUUCAAGACCCUGGCUGAAGUAUGCGGAGGCAAGAAGAUCCCAGCUGAAGUCAAACCAAUGUUCACUCCUCUACCCAGUGCCUCCAUCAACACUCAGAGCUCAGUGUCAAGUGUGGUGAAAGCCCAACAGCUGCCCCCUCCACCCCAGCGGCAGCCAACCAUUGCCAAAACAGAGCAGACUGUGUUCAGGGAGACAUCUGAGAGUUCCCAGGUGGUGAAGGAAAGCAAAGCAACAAUGAAAGAAGGGAUGACCACAGUGAAGGAAGGGAUGACAAAUGAAGGCCAGAUGUUCCUGCUACAGCAGCAGCAGCCUGUCUACUACACCACCACCCCUGUGAUGCAGCCGAUGCACUAUGUAGUCCAGCCACAAGUUCAGAACACUGUGCUUCUGGCUGAGGCACCAUCCACCAACAUGCAGGGCAUGGUAUUAGUUAAUGGCACCCAGACCGGACCUGCCCAAGGUGUGGUUGUUCAGGGACAGAUGAUGUCUAGUGGACAAGUCCAGGGCCCCGGUAUGAUGCUGGUGGAGAGGAGCGGGAUCCAUGGGGCCGGUGCAAACCUGAUCCACACUGGCAACCUCUCUGGUUCCCAGACCAUGAUGGUCGUGGAGGGCAAGGUCCCUACAGGUUCCCUGAAAGUGCUGAAGGGGAGCCAGACUAGCUUCAUGCAGGGGGGCACUCUACAGCAAGGAGGGCUUUCAGGAUCUCAGAGAGUCCUGGUGGUCGGAGGACCAAUAAGCAGCGGAGGGCAGCUGGUCCAGGAGGCAGGAGGUCUGUCCCAGAAGAGUGAUAUCUCUGGCUCUCAAAGAGUCCUCUACAGUAAGGGCAACACAUCCACUGGAGCUCAGAGCAGUGCAGUGGGUUCAUCUACUACCACACUGAGCACAACCCCCAACCACCACACAGUGGUGGUGCAGGAGAAGUUCACUGAACUUUGAUGUGGAAAAAGACACUUUUUAAUGCAGUUCAGACUUCUGGUCAGGCAAUAUCUUAAGUACAUUUAUGAGAGACUUGUGAGAUAUGUCAGUCUAUUGGUGGAGGGUUUGCUGCAGCAGUUUGACAAGAAAUGAAACAUGCUUGUUCAUACUACGGUUUCUACUGCACUUAAACAACUGUGUAGUGCACAUAGCUGCCCUAACUUUACAGUAACCUGUUUUCUGCCUGGUUUGUUUUCACAAAGGUAUUUAUGUGAACAUUUUCUACACUGAUGAUUUCUGUAAUUUGGCAUACAGCAUGUGCAGGAGUUAAUGUGAUCAAGAGAAUGUCAAUAUUUCACAUAGUUUUCCCUCAUUGGCUAGUCAAUGUUGGGAGUGUGCACUGGUUUCAAAAAUGGAAAAGUGUAAAAGUAUAGUUUUAAAUGUAGGUCACACUACAUUGACAACUGUUAUGUUUUGCAUUAUUAUCAGGUAAACUUUUGUCUGUUUGCAAAUAGCCGUAAAACUAAUGCCAUUCCAAUCAGUCUCUGCUGUAAUCAGCAUCUAGCGUUGUUAUUUUGAGCAGGUUACCAUGCUGAUGUUAGCAUGGCAGUAGACUUUUAACAUGUUUUCAGCUAGUGAGUGCUGUCAUAACAGCUACUGCCCUGCAAUGUUGUAGUUUUUUACGUUAUUUUGCCACUCGGCGAUACCAUAUACCAUACACAGGUUGCAAUAAACCUACUAUAAUCCCAUCAUGUAGCUCUGUUUGUAGCUUUAAAAAGAGGAAAUGGUUUGCAGGAUGGCAUGAUACAGGUUAGGGAAUCAAGUUAGGGUUAAUCUAUUUACAGGUAUAGAGGAGAAUUGAGUAUUUAUAGUACAUAGUUUGGAGAUUAUUAUAGAUCCUAAAUUAAACUUACAGAAGGGUGACACUGGAAGAAAGGGACAAAAUUACACCUGCUACUGGAGUACCACAGACAACACCAUGGAUUUUAGGGGUGUAAGAAAAUAUUGAAAAAUAUUGUAACACAAUAUUUUGUUCUGUGAUAUUGUAUACAUUUGUGUGCGGAAAUCCCCAACUUCUAGAUGGCAGUGUUGUAAAUGUACUAACAUCCUAAAAUUAGAUUGAACAGUACAGUGAAUCUGUAUCGUGAUCCAUAUUGUAUCCCCACAUUCCUGGCAAUACACCACCAUAAUGGAUUUAUGAAAACCAUUCAUAUAUUUUUAGAACUGGAUAUGGCACCACUGCUCUGCCUUGCUUCCAAUUUUCUGACUGCUAACAUUUCACCAUGUAUUACUUUUCCCAGUGAGAUAGGGGUAUAUUUUUAUUUUUUUAUAACGCUGAGUUCAGCGAAGAGUUAAAUAGCUUUCAUUACUCUGUUCUGCUGUCUACCUUGCCUAGUAGGAGGGUAGCACCAUAAUCUAGUUGGGUGUUACUGAUCUCCACAUAGGAAAACUGCCAGCACAGAGCAGUUUUACCGCUGAUCAUAUGUAGGGGUUGAGUGCCUUGCUCAAGGCUUUAAGUCCACACUCCAUACUGUGCCCCAUGCUGGAUUUCAGUUGGCCCACGCCAGUUUCCUGCAGACUUAGCCUACACCGCCCCCCAAAAAGUAUGCAGACCUUAAAUUGAUAUCGUUUGUCAAUCACAGCUUUGGCAAAUGGUCAUCAGAUAUGUUAAAUAGACACGUUUAGGAAAUGAAUAAGAGAGACAUUUAUUGUAAAAGAACAUAACUAAACAAAAACAUUUAAAAAGUGGGUUAUGGAAAUGUUUUGUCUGAAUGAAAAUCCACAAAAAAAGUCUUCUAAAUGGCUCAUGCUGUUUGGACGUGUAUUUUCUGAUCUGACGCCCCCAUCAGCAUGACAGCUUUGUCUGUCUGUGCCUUCAAAACUGCUGAAAAAAACCUUUCAACUCACAUACAAUUCUAUGGUCAAGGUUUAGGCACAAAAACAUUGGUGAAGUUAAGGGAAACAUCAUGUUUUGAGUUAAAAAUAAGUUCUCUGUUAAGGUUAGCGAAUGGUAGUCAUGGUUAAAAGAAACCAAUAUUGUCUGUCAGUAGGAGACAGGAAGCCAAAUGCCUGAUGUUUGGUUACCAAUACAUACACAGGUUGCAAUAAACCUACUAUAAUCCCAUCAUGUUAGGGUUCACCUAUUUAAAAUGGAGGCAGCACUAGAAACUACUAGCUGUCAGGAAGCACUUCUUCUUCAUGUGGGAAAAUACUUAUCUAACCUAUCUGAAUAAAAUCUCAAGGCCAACCUUGAACCUUGUAUGUAUUAUAAGAUUCCUGUCACAAUAAUCAGUUAUGUUUCUUUUGCUAAUAUGAGGAUCUUGAAUUCUUUUCCAUGCGUCUUUGUAAAAGGCAUGGGAUGAGCCAGACUGGUAAAGUGAAUGGUGCUCUGACCAUGGGUGAUUUGCUCUGGGUUCUGGUGGUGUUAUUUCAGGUUAAGUGACUCUCUUUACAUCCUGUGCAGACUUGUUCCUUCAUGAGACUCCAGCAUUAAGCAGCCUGUGAGAGAUUUAUGUCUGGUGCAACAGACAAAAAUUGGUCCUGUGUUUUAUUGUAUUUUUUCGUUUGUCAGUAAAAGCUUUCAAUUAAUUUUUAAGUGCUGUGUGUCAGGGUGCCAUCCAGUUAUGGUCUUUAAGAUAGUACUAGACAUAAACAUUCACUUUCAUUCUCCGGUUGGUUUAAAAGGUUCAGAUGUGUCACUGUACAGAAUAUUGGUAGAAUGGUUCUCACAGCUUGUUUCAUAAAUACUAAAUAUACCAGUUACUUUGCAAUCAACUGAAUGAAUGUUUAAGAUUUAAAGCAUUCUUCUACAGUGUCCACUUAAUGCUAGGGUGUUGGUGGUGGUAAGAUUUCAUUGUUGCACUUGAAUGAACACAGUAAAUGUUUCAUGUUGUUUUUAACCAGUCAGUGUCAUGAGUUUUAUUAUUUCAUUCCAAAUUAUGCAAUGUUCACACCGAUUUAAAUCCUGAAACUUAAAUUAGUGCUUUGCUUUUAGUAUUUUUAUCAUUAUUAUUAUUAUUAAAUUGUAUGUGCAUGUCCAUGGUUAUACAAUAGUAAAAAACAGGGGUUCAUUUGCUGGAAUACAUUUUGACAUAAUGUCAUAAUGGCUGUCUAACUUAAAUACAACUUCAAUAAACACUUCAACUGUUCAACAAGCA